Molecule: messenger RNA, 2646 nt
Organism: Aspergillus heteromorphus CBS 117.55
Lineage: Eukaryota; Fungi; Ascomycota; Eurotiomycetes; Eurotiales; Aspergillaceae
Product: putative ab-hydrolase associated lipase
Exons: 4
Coding region: 1-2646 (881 amino acids)
Biological process (GO): lipid metabolic process
Source: RefSeq, a predicted model, not a curated record
AUGCAGGACCUGACCGCGCCCGCCACCGAACGCCUGCUGGCCGACGACACGCCCUCGUGGAAGACCGCCCACCCGCUCUUUCCCCCCCUCCCCGUCUACGGCCCUCCCUCGUUCCUCGCCUCCCUCCAAUACCUUUUCCUCCGCACCGUCUCCUUCGUGCUGUCGCUGGCCUUCCUCACCGUCGUCAUCGGCGCCGCCCUCGUCCACACUGCCAGCACAUCCGUCUCGCUCCUCCGCAUUGGUCGGCAAUUCCCCGCGGAAGAGCGGUCACGGCGGCUGGAGCGCCACCGGGCCUUGCGCCGCUGGAGCUCCCGCGACGACGAAUACAAGGAGGCGGACGAGGCCGGGCGCGACCUGUGUCCGCCGCUCGAGGGCGGGAAGGAUCCGCUGGUCUGCGACGUGGCGUACUACGCGCGCCGUGUCGGGCUGGACGUCGAGACCUUCAAGGUGCAGACGGAGGAUGGCUUUGUCCUGACCCUCUGGCAUGUCUACAACCCCCAGGAAUACACCCCCUUGCCGGCGAAGGCCCGCCGACCGCGCGGACCGCAUGUGUUCCAGGGCCAGACGAAUCCGGAGGCGUCGAGGUCGUCGCCGCGCAAGUAUCCCGUGCUGCUGAUGCAUGGGCUGCUGCAGAGUGCCGGGGCGUAUUGCGCCAACGACGACGACAGUCUCGCGUUUUUUCUCUGCAAGUCCGGGUAUGAUGUCUGGCUGGGGAACAAUCGCUGCGGCAUGGUCCCGGAGCAUACGACGCUGGAGACGUCGGAUCCGCGCAUGUGGACGUGGAAUAUCCGGCAGAUGGGCGUGCUGGAUCUUCCGGCGCUGGUGUCGCGGGUGCUGUUUGAGACGGGGUUCGAGAAGCUGGGCCUGGUGUGCCACUCGCAGGGCACCGCGGAGACCUUCAUCGCCCUGGCCAAGGACCAGCGCCCGGAGCUGGGCGAGCGCAUCUCCGUGUUCUGCGCGCUGGCGCCCGCGGUGUACGCGGGCCCACUGGUCGAGCGGGUGUACUUCCGCUUCCUGCGUAUCAUCCCGCCGCUGGUGUUCCGCGCCUUCUUCGGCAUCCACGCCUUCAUCCCGUUCAUGAUGACGGUGCACCGCCGGCUGCACCCGCGCGUCUACGGCACGCUGGGGUAUUUCGUGUUCGCGUUCUUGUUCGGAUGGAACGACGCGCGCUGGGACCGCGCGCUCCGCGACCGGAUGUUCCAGUUCGCGCCCGUGUACGUCAGCGCGGAGACGAUGCGGUGGUGGUUGGGCCGCGAGGGGUUUGCCACGCAGAAAUGCAUCCUGGCGACGCGCGCGGCCGGACUGGCGGAGGUCGAGGAGGACGAGGAUCGCGGCCUGCGCGGGGGCGCACAGCGCCGCGACACGGCGUGGUAUGGCCCUCAGACCCCGCCGGUCGCGCUGUGGAUCGCCGGCAACGACGGGCUGGUGGACGGGCGUCGCCUGCUGGCGCGGCUGCAGAACGGGCGCGAGCCGCACGUGCGCUUGGUGCACGCCAAGGUGGUCGACGAGUACGAGCACCUGGACGUGCUGUGGGCGAUGGACGCCAUGGAGCAGGUCGGCCAGGAGGUGCGGCAGGUGCUGUAUAUCUGGUGUAGCCUGUCAAAUCGUGUCUGGUCGAUAGUAAGAAAGAUACAGACAGUGUUGAGAAUGGUCUCGUUUAACCCCGAAACCGAUAUCCCCGAUCUCUCGGGCAGGGUGUUUCUGAUUACGGGGGGAACAGCCGGCAUCGGCAGCACCACCACCACCCUCCUGGCCACGCACACGCCCUCCAAAAUCUACAUCACGGGCCGCAACGCCUCGGCAGCAGACACCCUGACGACGCAGCUGCAACGCAUCUCCCCAACCACCACGAUCACCUUCCUCGCCUGCGACAUGACCUCGCUGACCUCGACCCAAUCCGCCGCGCACGCCUUCCUGGCCCAAGAAUCCCGUCUGGACGCCCUGAUCUGCAACGCGGGGAUCAUGGCCACGCCGCCUGGUCUCACCCAGGACGGAUACGAGGUUCAGUUCGGGGUCAAUCAUCUCGCGCACGCCUUGCUCAUCAGGCUCCUCCUCCCGGUUCUCAAGGACACGGCCGCCAGAAACAUUGCUUCUCCAUCCACAUCCACAGCUACAUCUACCCCGGAGAAUCCGAAAUACGGCGCACGAAUCAUCCUCGUCACAUCCCUCGGCUGGCAACUCCAUCCUCGCCCGCAGCCCAUCUCCUUCUCCUCGCUGCAAACAACCAUGGACUGCGGCUUCGGGGGCAGCUGGAUGCGCUACGGCCAAAGCAAACUGGCCAAUCUCCUGUACGCGCGCGAGCUCGCCUCCCGGUACGGGAGGGACGGCAUCUGGGCUGUUUCCGUGCAUCCCGGGGUCGUGCGGACGGGGCUGGUCGAGGGGCUGGGAUGGGGGAAGUACGCGUUUACCUGGGUGAGUAAUUUGGGGAGGUUUGUGGCGCCGGAGCAGGGGGGGUGGAAUUCCGUUUGGGCUGGUAGUGUGAAUCUUCCUGUUCCUGGUCUGGGGGGGGAUGGCAACGGUGGCUUUUAUGAGCCGGUGGGGGUGCCGUCGAAGACGGUGAUGGGGAAGGCCAAGGAGGAGAUGUUUGAGGCUGUGGGGCGGGAGCUGUGGGGGUGGACAGAGGGGGUUUUGGGGGGUUAUAUGUAA